Molecule: messenger RNA, 5086 nt
Organism: Porites evermanni
Lineage: Eukaryota; Metazoa; Cnidaria; Anthozoa; Scleractinia; Poritidae
Source: the annotation of a GenBank genome assembly
AUGUACAGCAUAGAAGAGGUUAUGUGGGCCAUCAAGGUCACAGUUUUUGUUUCUUUGUACCUCCUUAACACAAAUCGUGUUCAUAAAUCCAUCGAGUUGUGCAAAGAACAUUUACUUCUUCUCGGCCACAAAGCACUAAAAUAUGAAAAGGAGUUUGUUAGGCGCACUUCUUUAAUGGUGUAUGUACAGAUGUCCAAAGCGUACCGUCUUAUUGAGGAUCACAGGAAUGCAAUCAAAUGUGGCAAAAGGCUUCUCGCCAUUUCAAGAGAGACUGGCAACAAAACAUUAGAAGGAACAGUAAUUUGUUUCAUGGCGGAAUCAUAUAAAUGCCAACGUGAGUACGGUAAGGCAAAAGAGCUUUGCUUGAAAGCAAUUAGCAUUGGGAUAGAGACUGGAGAAAAAGAAGUGGAAGUACGAUGCUAUGUAACCCUAGGAAGAAUCUUUGUGUCUCUCGGUGAAUAUGUUAAGGCUAAAGAAUGUCAAGAAAAAGCACUUGCAAUCGCAGAAAACAUUGGCGAUAGAGAAAUAGAAGCCAACUGCUACGGAAACCUGGGAAUUACCCUUCAGUUUCUUGGUGAAUAUGUCAAGGCUAAAGAAUAUCAGGAGACAGCAAUAGCAAUCGCAGAAAAAAUUGGCGAUAGGGAAACAGAAGCCAAAUGCUAUGAUAUCCAAGGAGGUAUCCUUCAGUCUCUUGGUGAACAUGCCAAGGCUAAAGAAUAUCAAGAAAAGGCACUUGCGAUUGCACAAACGAUCGGCGACAAAGAAAUAGAAGCUAAAUGCUGUGUAAACCUAGGAAGUAUCUUUCGGUCUCUCCAUGAAUAUGACAAGGCUGAACAAUGUCAAGAAAAAGCCCUUGCAAUCGCACUAAUAAUUGGCAGCAAAGAAACACAAGCCAAAUGCUAUGCACACCUAGGAAUUAUCUCUCAGUGCCUCUGUGAAUAUUCCAGGGCCAAUGAACGUCUCCAAAAAGCACUUGCGUUAGCAGAAAAAAUUGGCGACAGGGAAACAGAAGCAGCAUGCUAUGAAAACCUAGGAAGAGUCUUUCAGUCCCUUGGUGAAUUCGUAAAGGCUAAAGAAUAUCUCGAGAAACUACUUGCAAUGGCAGAAAAAAAUGGCGACAAAAAAACAGAGGCCGCAUGUUACCUAAAACUAGGAAAAGUCUUUAAUUUUCUCGGUGAAAAUGUCAAGGCUCAAGAGUAUCAAGAAAAAGCACUUACAAUUGCAGAAAAAAAUGCCACCAGGGAAACAGAAGCCGAAUGCUAUAUAAACCUAGCAUGUAUAUGUCAUUCGACCUCUGAAUAUGACAAAGCUAAGGAAUACCAAGAAAAGGCACUUGCGAUCGCAAAAACAUUUGGCGACAAGGAAACAGAAGCAAAAUGCUUUGUUAUCCAAGGAAACAUAUUUCAGUCACUCGUCGAAUAUGUCAAGGCUAAAACAUUUCAAGAAAAGGCACUUUCAAUCGCCGAAAAAACUGGCGACAGCCAAACAGUAGUUAACUGCUAUGUGAACCUAGGAUGUAUCUACCCUUUUCUCGGGGAAUAUGAUAGUGCUAAAGAAUAUCAAGAAAAAGCACUUGCAAUCGCUAGAAAAAUUGGAGACCGGGAGACAGAAGCGAAAUGCUAUGUAAACCGAGGAAGAGUCUUCGAGGGCCUCUGUGAAUAUAACAAGGCUAAAGAACAUCAAGAAAAAGCACUUGCAAUAGCAGAACAGAUUGGCGACAGAGAAACAGAAGCCAAAUGCUGUUUAAACCUAGGAUGUAUCUCUUGGUUUCUUGCUGAAUAUGACAAGGCCAAAAAGUACCUCAACAAAGCAAUAGCGAUAGGGGAAAAAAUUGGCGACAGGGAAACAGAAGGCGAAUGCUAUGGAAACCUAGGAGUUGUCUUUCAGUCUCUCGGUGAAUACGACCAGGCUAAAACAUAUCAAGAAAAAGCGCUUGCAAUCGCAGAAAAAAUUGGCACCACGAAAACAGAAGCCACAUGCUAUGUAAACCUAGGAAGUAUCUCUCAGUCUCUCUGUGAAUAUGCAAAGGCCAAAGAAUACCUUAGAAAAGCACGCUCAAUCACUGAAAGAAGUGGCGACAGGGGAACAGAAGCCAAAUGCUAUGUAAUCCUAGGAAGAGUCUUUCACUCUCUCGGUGAAUAUGUCAAGGCUAAAGAAUAUCAAGAAAAAGCAUUACCGAUGGCAGAAAAAAUUGGCGACAGGGGAACAGAAGCCCAGUGCCAUGUAAACCUAGGAAUGGUAUUUCAUUCUCUCGGUGAAUAUGUUAAGGCUAAAGAAUGUCAAGAAAAAGCACUUGCAAUCGCUGAAAAAAUUGGCCACAGGGAAACAGAAGCAAAAGGCUAUGUAAGCCUAGGAAGAGUCUUCCAUUGUCUCAGUGAAUAUGUCAAGGCUAGAGAAUAUUCUGAAAAAGCCCUCGCAAUCGCACAAGAAAUUGGCGACAGGAAAACAGAAGUCGUAUGCUAUGCUAACCUAGGAAAAGUCUUUGAGUCUCUCAACGAAUAUACUAAGGCUAAAGAAUACCUGGAAAGAGCACUUACAUUCGCGAACAAAGUUGGUGACAGAAAAACAGAAGCCAUAUGCUACGGAGACCUAGGAGUAAUCUUUCAAACUCGUGGAGAAUUUGGCCAGGCUAAAGAAUAUUUAGAAAAAGCAAUUGAAAUCUCCGAAAAAAUCGGCGACAGGAAAACAGAAGCAAAAUGGUAUGGACUUCUAGCACUUCAGUUUUGCAGAGAACAUGUCGUCAAGACUAAAGACUAUUUAGAAAGAGCACUCGCAAUAUAUAAAGACAUUGGGGAGAUAGAAGGAGAGUUAAUAACCCACUUGACUAUUUCAUAUUGCACGAUAAACGACAACACACAUGAAGCUAAAUCACAUUUCUUUGCAAGCAUCAACAACAGAGAAGUUAUUCGCCGUUUUCUGAAAGAUCAGGACCAAUUCAAGAUAUCGUAUUUUGACAAGACCAGUAGUUACUAUGGACUUAUGGGUCAGUUGCUUUGCCUUACUGGGAAUCCUUACGAAGGUCUUUACACAGAGGAAAUUGGACGAGGCAGAGCCCUAGCAGACUUGAUGUCAGCCCAAUACUCCACACAAAACGAAAUAUCAGUCUGUCCACAGGCAUGGGAUGGUAUUCAGAGAAUCAUGAAGAAAGAAAACAACUGUGUUUGUCUAUACAUUUCAUACUAUGAGGACUAUAUUAAUUUGUUUGUUGUUAAAGCAGACCACCAAUUAAUUUUGCGACACAAAAACGUCAAUGACUGUUUCGCUGGCGAACGAUCAGCAAGCACAGUGGCUGACGUUUUUACCAGCGAGAUUUACAGAAAGGUACAGUGCUUAGCUCCGGAGCAAUGCGAAGAUCGAUCCUGGUUUCCUUCAAAUGAUCUCUCACACCAAAAGCGCAAGUCAUCUCAAGAAAAUAGUCUCACAGUUUCCCGCCUUGUAGAAGAGGAUGAAGACGACCAGCAGCACAUCCUUACUUUUGCCGAUGUUUACAAAAUGAUCAUCGCUCCUGUAGCUGAACUGCUUGAUAAACGCGAAAUCAUCAUUGUUCCUGAUCGCUUGCUUUUCACAGUUCCAUUUGCAGCGUUAAAGGACGAAAAAGGAAAGUAUUUAUCCGAGUCUUUCAGGAUUCGCAUCAUUCCCUCUUUGACAACUCUCAAGAUGAUUCAGGACAGUCCAGCAGACUAUCACAGCCAGACUGGUGCACUGAUAGUAGGGGACCCUGAUGUUGGUGAGGUGCUUUACAAGGGAAAUCUUCACCAAGUAUCGAGGCUGCCUUUUGCAGGCGACGAAGUAGAGAUGAUUGAAAAACAUCUCGGCAUUCAACCUCUGCUAGGAAAGCAGGCAACAAAGAAGGCGGUCCUUCAAAACAUAAAUUCAGUAUCUCUGAUACAUUUAGCUUGUCACGGCGAUGCCGAAAGGGGAGAAAUUGUUCUUGCCCCUCCACCUCUUACUGAUAGGAAACCUCAAGAAGAAGACUACUUAUUGACAAUGGCUGACAUUUCACAAGUUAGACUGCGAGCCAAACUGGUAGUCCUUAGCUGUUGUCACAGUGCAAAAGGACAGAUCCGGACGGAGGGAGUGGUUGGAAUUGCUCGAGCAUUUUUGGGAUCCGGUGCACGGUCAGUGUUGGUGGCACUGUGGGCCAUAGACGACGAAGCGACAAUGCAGUUUAUGAGUCGUUUCUACGAGCACCUUGUUCAUGGGGAAAGUGCCAGCGAAUCUCUUCACCAAGCCAUGAAGUGGAUGAGAGAAAACGGCUUCUCUGACGUUGCACAAUGGGCUCCUUUUAUGCUGAUUGGAGAUAACGUGACAUUGGAUUUUCAAACGUUAAGGUUAGUAGACAUUUAUUGACAUCCCUAGGUUGGACUUGAAGAUGGUCCAGUCCCGGUUCAGUUGAUUAACUGUGGUGCUGGGUCAUGCUCAGUCAGAAGUAAAAUUUGAUUUUAUCAUUUCAACUGCACUAGCCCUUGGUUGCUUUCAACUCCGUAGACAAAACACAUUUUUGCGCUUAAAUAAAAAGAGGUUCCCUUAGAGGAGAAGCUUGUACUUUAUUUAUUCAAUUUUUUUUUGGUUGGCACAUGAAGCCAUUAUCACAACCACAGAGUUGCUCUUGUAGUCGGCAAUAAUUAGUUAAUGUUCAUGGCUGGACGUUUAUCAUUCUUCAGUACAUGUCUGCAGGUAUGACAAAGUUUCUAUAGGGCCUCAUUUGACGAGGACAUUAUUUCAAAUUGCACACUACUGACUAGGGCAAAAAUGCUGACUUAAUUAAAAUGCGUAUAAAAGACUGAUUAACUGUACCCAAUUUGGAAUUUGGGAUGCUAAGUCUCAAAGUAGUCAUGUCUAUCAGUGAAUAUUUAGCCGUAAUAUUGAGUUGUUAAGAAAGGAGAGAGAUUUUCUUAAGAGGUGGAGGGCGUGUUCGGAUGAGAAAAUUCAGGAAUGCCAUUGUUUAUCAUUAUUACUUUUAUUUUUCAGAGCAGGAAGUCACGAAACUCAGUCCCGAAACGCAGCCCCAUUUUCGGCGAGUGACCAAGUCCAAGAAGUGACUGGUGAAUGCAAACGUUUCUCCCUACAAGGCGGCGAUCGAUAA